Impatiens glandulifera is the source of this 1116-nucleotide messenger RNA. RefSeq lists its product as uncharacterized. Lineage: Eukaryota; Viridiplantae; Streptophyta; Magnoliopsida; Ericales; Balsaminaceae. The transcript has 3 exons. The record is from RefSeq and is a predicted model, not a curated record. The coding region runs from base 1 to 744 and encodes 247 amino acids.
AUGCCCCGGGAGAUCUCUCAUUAUCUAGUCAGACAGUUUGACUAUAGUAAAUGUGCAUUCACCCUAGAGAAUGGUGAGGAAGUGAAAAUCGAAGAAGAGGAUGUUCAAAUGAUAUUGGGUCUCCCUAGAGGGGAGCUGGACAUUAUAGAAUACGAGAAUAUCGAGACCGAUGACAAGUUGAAGGCAUUUAGGACUCGAUGGGGUAACCCUGUUAAUGGCGCCCCUUUAGUGCCAAUGAAAAUGAUUGAGAACAAAGCAGCUGACAACAAUUUCAAGAUAGACUUCGUAUUAUUUAUGGUCAGCUACUUUCUCUGGUGUGAUCACCUGAGUCAAGUUUCCAGGCAUAGAAUCCUGAAAUCUAUUUCAGAUGUUGAUAAUAUUAAGAAGUUCAAUUGGUGCAAAUUUGUAUUUGAAGGAUUAGUUAAUUCAUGUGAAAAAUGGAAGGGUAAUGAAAAACGACAUUACCAAGGACCACAGACAUUCCUUAUUCUGUGCUACGUGUAUAAAGUGAGCAACCCUGAACUGGGAGGAAUUAAUGAUUAUCGAUUUCCUAUACUGUCAUGUUGGAAUGACACGAUGUUGAAGUUUAGGCUGGAUACGGAGUGGGCAAAUGGAGGAUUCGGACGUGGAAGCGAUGUUGGACGCAUUCCACUAUCACCUCUUCAGAACGAGAAGACAACUAAGGAUGAGGGGGAGUACGAAGAGACAUAUCAGGAUAGGGGGCAAACGAGGAGGUGGAUAUGAAUGUGGGGGAGAACGAGGAGGUAGAUAUGAAUGUGGGGGAGAAAGAGGAUGCAUAUGUGGGGGUGUCUGAGCCUCAAAAGACAGCAGCAGUACAUAAGAAGGCAACACCUAAGAAAAAGUCAACACUUAUGAAUUCACUAGCACCUCCAAUAUAACACCUCUGAACACAGCAGCACCUGGGAACGCAACAAGUAUGAAUUUUACAGAGAAUUUGGUGUGGAUUGCUAAAUAUAUAUUGAUGAUUGACAAAGCCACAAAAAAUUUGGCAUCUUUAAGUUCAGGCUGGGAUACAACGCCAUUGUAUGACAACGCCAUCCACAUCAUACACACAACAAUGGACAAGAAUAAACGUUUUAGGGAUGCCAUGCACAG